UUGGCCGGCAGUGAGUGGAACCACUUUCAGAACAGACAGACCUGGCUGAGGGUGUGUGGGGGGGUGGGGGGAGUUAAUCUGGCAGAAUAAGGGACGUCUGUCACAAACAUAGGGCACGGCUCCUGUUGGGCCCACCUUUCCUGUUUUGCUGUGCUCACUAUCCUGUCAUUGGGCAGUGAAGCCUUUGCUCGGAGCCAGCUCCUGCUAUAUAACAGUGAGAGUCCAUGAGGUUCUGACAGUCAGAAAGCAGCGAUGUCUGCAGUUCCCACUAUGUCUGUGUUUGUGUUCCUCGUCCUCUUCUGCUUCUCUCCCGUGCUGGCCAGUUUUGAUCGGUACAACAGGACGUGCGUUGGCAAAGCGAUAAACCAGUGCCAAGACCUGAGGUCAGCUGUGAAGUGUAAAGCAGUGCAGCACUGUGUGAAGACCGUAUGGAGCCAGGCUAAAGCUAAUGACGACAUCUGCGACUUGUGUAAGAGGUUCAUGGGGGUUGUGGCUGACAUGGUGAAGGACAAAACUGUGCAGGAUGCCGUGCAAAAGGUUCUGCACCAAGGCUGCAAUCUGAUACCCAUCAAACAAUUUGCUGAUAAGUGCAAUGACCUUGUCGAUACCUACCUACAGAUCAUCAUUGACCUUCUUGAGAAAGAGGUGGAACCAGAUGCAUUGUGUGCUGCCCUUGGCUUGUGCAAGUCUCUGCAGGAGGAAUCCCUCUAUGAUGGCACCGCCAAGGCCAAGCUGGGUGUAGACAACUUCUCACCGAUUUCAAAUCAAGUCUGGAGACGAAUCAAGGAGCCACUUCCCAAACAUAGAUAUACGUGUGAAUCCUGUCACCUUCUGAUGAAGAAAUUGCAACGAUUAUUGCCUGAGGGGAAAACGGAGGCUGCCGUCGCCAAAUUGCCCAGAAAGGUCUGCUCUCGAAUGACAGGCAAAUACUUGACGAAAUGUCAUGGUUUUAUGGAAAGGUUUGGGGAGACUGCCAUGGAUCUGCUGUCCAAAGAAGUUCAGCCCAGGGCUGUGUGUGACAUUCUUCGCAUUUGUUCCACCGUAGAUUCAAAGGAGCUGGCGCUGCCUCUAAUGCCCUGUGACAUGUGUGAGAACGUUGUACGUCAAUUCAAGGCAGCUCUGAACAAAGGCACAAGAAUGGAUCUAAUGCUGCAGGAAACCUGUAACCCGUUCUUGGAUAUCUCGAAUUUUGUGUGUGAAGAAUUUGUCUACGUCCAUGCACCUGCACUCACCAAUAUUUCAGAGUAUCCAGAGGAUUUUGAUCUGUGUGGGGCUCUGCGCAUCUGUACAAGAAAAGUGGAUGCACAUUUCAACAGAAUCCUCCAACCUGUAUAAAGCUGUCGAACGGUGAGAGGAGCAAGAUUUGAACUAAGGCCAGCCCCGCAUAUUUUUUUUUUUAAAAAAGAAAAUUCCUCUUGCACUGCUUAGAAAUUUAAUUCAGGAUCAGCACACACUCACUGAAUGCUGGAGACACUCAGCAGGUCUGAGCAUCUGUGGAGAAAGGAAAAACAUUCAAUGUUUCAAGUCCAAACGUUUCAAACUGUUUGGUUGUUGCACGUGUUGGGAAUGAGUGUGGAAAUAUUAACACAUUCAGCUAAAACCCUGUUUGCCUCCAUAACAAUGCACGCAGUUCCGAAACAGUUCACUGUCUCAGAACAAUUCCAAGGUCCAUCUCAGGUCGGACAAGGCACUGUCAGUUUAAGUCUUCUUUUUCCAAUCUCUGCUGUCAAAGACUUGCAGCCAAACAUCGCCAAGGCGACAGCAACAUUAGGACCAACACCACUUUGUUGAUUCAACAUGGGGAAAGAAAAGCUAGCCUUCUCAAAAGAAGAAAGAGGUGAUUGUGACAGAAUUUGAUCUGAUCAAUGUCAAUCUGAAUUCACCCAGUAACCUCUCCCAUUAAAUUUUCCUUCCCUUGUCCUCUGGAGCUGAUUGCAAGUUAGUCACACGGACUUUAAAAAUGUGCUUUAAAACCUUGAUUCGCUUGCUUAAUAAACUUUUUUUAACUAACAUA
Rhincodon typus (whale shark) is the source of this 2014-nucleotide messenger RNA. RefSeq names its product surfactant protein Bb (gene sftpbb). The transcript has 11 exons. Gene Ontology annotation, cellular component: lysosome. Lineage: Eukaryota; Metazoa; Chordata; Chondrichthyes; Orectolobiformes; Rhincodontidae. Gene Ontology annotation, biological process: sphingolipid metabolic process. The record is from RefSeq and is a predicted model, not a curated record. Bases 253 to 1335 code for a protein of 360 amino acids.